CAGGACUCAGCGGCGAAGUUGGAUUUGACCUUCAUAAUUGGCCAAUGGGGGAGUCCUCUUCUGAUGAGAGGUCGCAUCAUGACAAGAAGUCUAAAAGUAAACAUAAACACAAGCACAAAUUCAAAGAAGAUAAAAUAAAAGAUGAAGAAUUUCUGCGCCCUACCAAACUUCCUCGAUCCUAUAGUGACAAAAAGCGUGAUCAUCAUGAUGAAAUAAAACAUAUACAUAUCAAAGAAGAACCUAAAGACUCUUACAGCCCUCCUCCUAGACAUCGAUUAAGCAACCCAGUAAUAAUAAAAGAAGAUACACCUCCCCGGCGUGGCCGUGUCAGCUCUCCUGUAAUUCUCAAGGAUGAUGAAAUCAGUGACGCCCAACCAAAUCUCGGAAGAAGUGGACUUCUGGACAAAACUUCAGCCCCGAUUGCAAAGCAAAAGGCAAAUUUUGAAUUAUCAGGGAAGCUUGCGGAAGACACAAAUGUAUUUAAAGGUGUUGUGAUAAAAUAUAAUGAACCAGAAGAUGCUAGGAAACCAACUACACACUGGAGGUUAUAUGCUUUUAAAGGGAACCAGACCCUACCUAUUUUACAUAUACACAGACAAAGUGGAUUCCUAAUUGGUCGUGAUAGAAAAAUAGCAGACAUUCCUAUGGAUCAUCCAAGUAUAUCCAAGCAACACGCUGUUUUACAGUACAGAUUUGUUCGUGGAGCAAUUCGUUUGUAUGUCAUCGACUUAGACUCAGCGAAUGGAACUUACCUGAACAAUAACAGAAUAGAAUCGCGACGUUAUUAUGAACUCCUAGAGAAAGAUGUGAUUAAAUUUGGUUUUUCUUCACGUGAAUAUGUUGUUAUGACGUCGGAUACUGAUGUCGACGACUCACCUUAAGAGCACCCUAUGUACAGAAUAUUUGUUAAUAUAUUUUAUUUAACUUUCUGUUACCGUUUUAUGUUUGUUUACAAUUGAGCAAAUUUACUGACAUCAAAAUUGUAAAAAACCGGUCAUGUACAAAGUUAAUAUUGCCAUUUUAUUUUUAUGCAAAGAAUUAGUCUUAUACAAUACUGUAAUAAAAUGUAAACGCUUUCUCAAUGACACAAAGAGUAGUAUUAAUUAUUCCUCUAUAACGCUGAAUGGAUGUUGUCUACAUUAAAUAAAUGCCUUUUUGUGC
Molecule: messenger RNA, 1161 nt
Organism: Trichobilharzia szidati
Lineage: Eukaryota; Metazoa; Platyhelminthes; Trematoda; Strigeidida; Schistosomatidae
Source: the annotation of a GenBank genome assembly